This is a messenger RNA of Eruca vesicaria subsp. sativa (arugula), 606 nucleotides long. Lineage: Eukaryota; Viridiplantae; Streptophyta; Magnoliopsida; Brassicales; Brassicaceae. The record is from the annotation of a GenBank genome assembly.
AUGGGUUGUUGCUACUCAUCGCCUUCCAUGGAAGAUCCUCCACAAAAUGCCCCUCAAUACCGCGGGGGAACUGAUCCACAAAUAACAAAGUUUUCCUUCUCCGAUCUAAACAUGGCCACCGAAAAUUUUAGUUUGAAAAAUAUCGUUUCAGAGAACGGAGGGGAAACCUCUGAUAUCGUGUACAAGGGGCAUUUGACUAACCGUGGUUUCAUUGCUGUUAAGAAAUUUAAUAAUGUGGCUUCGUCUGAUCCUAACCAGUUUGUGGAGGAGGCACAUAGAGUUGGGAAGUUAGGGCACAAGAGUGUAGUAAAUUUGAUUGGAUAUUGCUGUGAUGAAAAUGAAAGGCUUCUUGUCGCAGAUUUUAUGCCAAAUGAUACUCUUUCUAAGCGUUUGUUCUAUCUGAAAAAUCAAACCAUGGAAUGGGAAAUGCGACUUAGUGUAGCUUUUUACGUGGCUCAAGCAUUGGACUAUUGUAGUUGUGGAGGCUUUACGUACAAUAAUUUAAGUGCUUACUCGGUUCUGUUUGAUGAGGAUGGUGAUGCAUGUCUUUCCUGUUCUGGGUUGAUGAAGAAGUUCAAAGAUGAUCAAAGAACAACCGGCUCCUGA